AUGGAUAUAAUUUUACUAAGAAUUAUUUUGCUGGUAGGAGAGCAUAUAACUUAUUCCUUAUUUCAUCAAAAUAUCUCUAUAUCUAUACAAAUCUAUAUUUUCGAUUUACCUGAAAAAAAAAUUCCCAUUUCACUUCCUUUCCGCCUUAUCUUAAAAAGCACCGUACAAAUUCUAUUGAUUUCACUGUUCACGAUAAUAAAUUCUGCUUUUGAAUUUUUUUUUCAGGAUUAUUCAUUGGCUUGCUUUAUUAUAUUUAAUAAUCUCAAUAAUGAAAAGCCGCUGAAUUAUGACAAUGCUUCAUUGUGAUAUAUAAUAAUAAUAAUAAAUUAG
Blepharisma stoltei is the source of this 330-nucleotide messenger RNA. NCBI's taxonomy places the organism in Eukaryota, Ciliophora, Heterotrichea, Heterotrichida, Blepharismidae. The record is from the annotation of a GenBank genome assembly.